Sipha flava (yellow sugarcane aphid) is the source of this 1626-nucleotide messenger RNA. Its product is annotated as tyrosine-protein kinase receptor Tie-2-like. Lineage: Eukaryota; Metazoa; Arthropoda; Insecta; Hemiptera; Aphididae. The record is from RefSeq and is a predicted model, not a curated record. The transcript has 8 exons. The coding region runs from base 328 to 1053 and encodes 241 amino acids.
AAAAAUCAGUUCUACUAUAUUUAUACAUUUUCGGAUGAAAGUUAUUUAAGAUCUACUGCAUGUUAUCAUAGAAAUGUAAAAAAUAAUAUAUUUUCAUUUUCGCUGACACCUGAAAAAGAACCUAUUACAUGCUUAUCGAUUACGUACAUAUUGACCACUGCAAAUGAAAGAAAAUAUGAACUCAUUAUUACGGACCAACUUUUUAAUACAAAAAUUAUUUCAGCCGAAUUAGAAAAAGGAGACGAUGUAAAGACAUUAAGAUUAAAUAAUAUCUUCUUAUUGAAAACAAGAGAAUAUAAUAUUUCAUUACAAUUAUCAACUGAAUAUAUGGAUUGCAGCCAUUACAAAGAUACAAAUUUUAAACUCAUAAAGAUUUCACAGUGUUUAAAAAGCAAAAAAGAAGUCAUUCCUCUACAAGAUAGAAAUGCUUUGCCGCAUCCUUAUUCAAUAAAUGUCCUAGGAGUCGGUCCUCAUCUACUAAUAUUUGAAGGCCAGCAAGUUACAAAAGAUACAAGUGAUUGUCUUCACGGUGGAUACAAGUUAUAUCCAUUAUCGAGGUGUAUUUGUCCUCCUGGCUUUACAGGACCAAUUUGUGAAACAGGAUGUGGACCAAAUUCAUAUGGAGCUGAUUGUAAAGGAAUUUGCUCCUUACAUGAUAGAAUGUGUCGUGGUAUGUUAAUGUGUACGACUUAUGGAUGUACGUGUCCAGUGGGACUAACUGGCCCAUGGUGCAACCAAGAUUGUGAAUCGGGAAAAUAUGGUGCUGAUUGUAAUCAAACUUGUUCUUCGAAUUGUUAUAACAAUUCAUGUGACCCGUAUACAGGUAUCUGCUCUCGUGGAUGUGUUCCCGGAUACGUUUUUCCACGUUGUCUUGAAAAAUAUCCAUACCUCAUAAAUCCGCCUGAACUAAUUUCAAGCCAAUACGAGUCAUUAGAAAUUAAAUUGAAUUUAAAUUCAACAAAUAUAAAAGGUGGAGACAACAACAUAGAGCCGAAAUAUUAUCAAUUACUGUAUAAGGCAAUUGGAAGGAACUGCGAGUACCGUAUGUGGUAAUGAAAAUGGAGCAUACAAAAAGGCAAACAUUUCCGAAGAUGUGCAGUUGGUUAGAAAGUUGCUUGAAGGACACCAAGAUGCCCUAUCCGGAAGCACGUGAAUGAUUAGGGAACCUUAAUACGCGAUUCUUCGCAAAAAUGAUUCAUUUCAUCCCUAUUAAUUUACGCUCGUCUUUAAUUAUUUUAGUAAUUACAUAACUUUCAAUAAUAUUCUAAAAAAUUACAUUUUAAAUAAACUGUCUGACUUUACCAAAUCUUUAAUAAUAAAAAAAACCGUUUUUAAUCAUAGUUUCACAUUCUGAACUACCAUAUUGAAAUAUAGUCAAAAUCAUAGGGUACACUCUUAUACUGUAACGGUCACACAUUAUUUAUUUGUUCUGCUGAUACUUGGGAACGUGCAUAAUAGAAACGUAGUAAGAUGACUCUAGUCGAUAUUAUUCAAUCCUUAUUUUUUGUAAAACUGUAAAAUUAUAUAUAUUAAAAAAAAAUUUUAUGUAAACUCUUUCUAUAUAACUGGGAAAUUAUGAUAUUAUUACUACAGCUGUUUAAAAUAUUUGACAUACAUUAUUAUACA